UGUGGUCUGUCUCGAGCGAAGAACGUGUAAGCAUUCAUCAAUCCAACCCAAGCUCCAUGAACUUUUCAUUCCCAUUUCCUCGGCGCCAUCUCAACUAUCCCUUUUCAAUUCUUCUCUGAUUUCCUCUUCCCAGGGUUGCUGCACCGGUAUUUGUGUAAUUCUUGCUUGAUUGUGGCUUGGUUUGCUGUCUAUCAAUUCGUUAGAUUCGGCCUCUAUGCAGAUUUUUGGCGUUUGUUAUUUUUAUGUUUUUGAUAAUUCUUUUUGGGGUUUCGAAUGGAGAUCAAUUCACUCCGUUUGGUUGCUGGGAAACAGGGGGGGAAAGGGAAGAAAAAGGAGUUAGAAUUUUUUCCAAGUUGUUUUGGAUUCUGGGAAUGGAAGAUUUGCCCCCGCUCAGCAAUGUGCUUGGUUUAGGGUUAAUUUAAUGAAGUUUUUGUUUUCUCCUUGCCGAACCAUGAUAAAUGUGUGAUUCAAAAUUUUAGAUUUUCUCAAACCACAUAAGAGUCUUAUCUGUUGAUUGGUUGCGGAGGAAACUGAGGCGAAGCGUCCAGACUCGAGGAAGAAUAUUUUUUAAUCUUACCCUUCACUUGGUUCCUGGAAAUAAUGGGAGGAAAGAAAAGAAAAGAAAAGGAAAAUUCUUGUCAGAUGAAGCCAUAUUUGAGCGUUAUCCUUUCCUACCCUUCCCUCCUUUUUUGUGAUCUAAAUAAGGCCUUAUGCUGCUUUAGUUUCUUAAAGGAAAUAAAAUUCAUAAAACUACCUAGAGUACUGAACCAAAAUGUUGAUGAAUAGGCAUUGUAAAGUUUAUACCUUUCUGUUGCAGAAUACCUGCAAUCAGAAGUGUAUAGAAUCUGAAACUAUUGGUUAAUCUGCAUUUUCCUAUUGUAUGAUUUUGAAGCAAAUUUAUAUUUUCCUCAUUGAGAUAGGUUAUGGCGGGGAAGAAAAUUAUUGCCAUAUGCCAGUCAGGUGGCGAAUUUGAGGCUGAUAAAGAUGGUUCGUUGUCAUACCGAGGGGGAGAUGCUCAUGCCAUAGAUAUUGAUGAUCAAAUGAAGUUCAAUGAAUUCAAGGUGGAGGUAGCUGAAAUGUUUAAUUGUAGCAUUAGUACCAUGUCUAUCAAAUACUUCCUUCCCAAAAACAAGAAGACUCUCAUUACAAUCUCUAAUGACAAGGACCUUAAACGUAUGAUAAAGUUCCACGUGGAUUCUGUCACAGUUGAUAUAUAUGUUAUGACUGAAGAAGUUGUUGCCCUCGAUGUCUCGAACAUGCCUGCCAGUAGGUCAAGCAGAACAACUUUGUCAGAAGCAGUGGUUCCAGUUGAUGCCCCUCUUGAUAUGAAGGAUGAUAUGGUGGAUGACACAACAUAUCCUGAUGUCUCCCUUGGUUUACCACUUGAUGUUGUAGAUGAUACUACCCACGUUGAUGUUGAUGCCCAAAUUACUAUGCCAAAUGAAAUUUCUCCUGUUCUUCCUCUUUCUAUUUCCAAUGAGGAGAAGCAUGUGAAAGCUGCACAGCAAUGGCAAAACACUAUUACAGGUGUUGGCCAAAGAUUCAGUGGUGUUCAUGAAUUCCGUGAAGCAUUGCGUAAAUAUGCCAUUGCGCAUCAGUUUGCUUUUAGGUACAAGAAAAAUGAUAGUCAUCGUGUAACUGUUAAGUGCAAAGCAGAAGGUUGUCCGUGGAGAAUCCAUGCAUCAAGGUUGUCAACAACUCAAUUAAUUUGUAUUAAGAAAAUGAAUGCAACACAUACAUGUGAAGGGGCUGUUGUAACAACAGGAUAUCAGGCAACAAGGAGUUGGGUGGCAAGUAUAAUCAUGGAUAAGUUGAAAGUUUUCCCAAAUUACAAGCCCAAAGAUAUCGUCAAUGAUAUCAAACAGGAAUAUGGGAUUCAACUUAAUUACUUUCAGGCAUGGCGGGGAAAGGAGAUAGCCAAGGAGCAGCUCCAAGGAUCCUAUAAAGAGGCAUACAGUCAAUUGCCCUUUUUCUGUGAGAAGAUAAUGGAGACAAAUCCAGGUAGUUUUGCUACUUUCACCACUAAGGAAGACUCAAGCUUUCAUCGUCUCUUUGUCUCAUUUCACGCAUCACUGUAUGGUUUCCAACAAGGUUGCCGACCUCUCCUUUUCCUUGAUAGCAUAUCCUUAAAGUCAAAGUACCAGGGCACAUUGUUGGCUGCAACAGCUGCAGAUGGGGAUGAUGGUGUUUUUCCUGUUGCUUUUUCUGUAGUAGAUGCAGAAACUGAUGAUAACUGGCAUUGGUUUUUACUACAACUGAAAUCUGCAUUGCCAACAUCUCGACCUAUUACAUUUGUGGCAGAUAGAGAGAAGGGGUUAAGGGAGUCAAUUGCUGAGAUAUUUCAGGGUUCAUUCCAUGGCUACUGCUUACGCUACCUUACUGAACAACUUUUGAAGGACUUGAAGGGGCAGUUUUCUCAUGAGGUGAAGCGUCUCAUGGUUGAGGAUUUUUAUGCUGCUGCUUAUGCGGCCAGGCCUGAAAGCUUCCAAAGGAGCCUUGAAACCAUCAAAAGUAUUUCACUGGAAGCUCACAAUUGGCUCAUACAAAGUGAGCCCAUGAACUGGGCAAAUGCAUUCUUUCAGGGUGCAAGAUAUAAGCAUAUGGCAUCAAACUUCGGAGAGCUGUUCUACAGUUGGGCUUCAGAGGCACAUGAAUUACCAAUAACACAGAUGGUUGAUGUGAUACGGGGUAAGAUUAUGGAGUUGUUUUUUACCCGGCGAACAGAUUCCAACCAAUGGAUGACAAGGCUAACUCCAUCUAUGGAGGAAAAGUUAGAAAAAGAAACCGUGAAAGUUCGUCCCCUGCAAGUGUUACUCUCAGGGGGUAACACUUUUGAGGUUCGUGGUGACACCAUUGAAGUUGUUGAUAUUGACCACUGGGAUUGUAGUUGCAAAGGGUGGCAACUUACUGGUUUACCAUGCUGCCAUGCAAUCGCUGUUAUUAGUUGCAUUGGCCAGAGCCCAUAUGAGUAUUGUUCCAGAUACUUUACUACUGAGAGCUACAGAUUAACAUAUUCAGAGUCAGUACAUCCUAUUCCAAAUGUAGACAGGCCUAUGGAGAAAGAUUCUUCUCUGGUUGCUGUAACUGUAACCCCACCUCCCACCCGUCGUCCUCCUGGUCGGCCCACUACUAAGCGUUUUGGGUCACAGGAGGUAGUCAAACGUCAACUCCAGUGCAGUAGAUGCAAGGGUGUAGGACACAACAAAUCGACUUGCAAAGAAUUACUGUAGAUUAUUAAACACUGAUAAGGAGAAUCAGCUUUUGUACAUCUAACAAAUCGGAAGGAAGGAAGUGAGUGACACUAGUAAAACUGCAUUUCAGUGUUAAAAUAAUCAAAAAGCCAUGGGUACCCCCUGCUGCCGCAUGUAGUGGAAGUUCUUUUUGCUGUAUUUAUGAUUCUUUUUUUCUUCCUAACUUGGAAUUCUUGGUAGCUACGACUAUGGACAAUAAUUAUAAGAAAGGUUUGUGUUAGGUUUCUCAUGACACACAGCUUCUUUUAAGCCUGAGGGCUGAGAGAGAGGCGGAGUGGGGCUUCCAGAUGAUGUAAACAUCCAAGUUUUUUGUUCGUGUAAAGCUCAUGAAGAUGUAUCCAAGGAAGACGCCUUUCUCCCAGAUGGGCCCAAGGGUGUAUCUCUAUUCUCUUAAAUAUAAAAUUAAUAUCUAUCCCAGAUGGGUUUAUG
Messenger RNA from Vitis riparia (riverbank grape), 3680 nucleotides. RefSeq lists its product as uncharacterized. Bases 924 to 3230 code for a protein of 768 amino acids. Gene Ontology annotation, molecular function: protein binding; zinc ion binding. The transcript has 4 exons. NCBI's taxonomy places the organism in Eukaryota, Viridiplantae, Streptophyta, Magnoliopsida, Vitales, Vitaceae. The record is from RefSeq and is a predicted model, not a curated record.